UGAUUUGAAAGUUGAAUAAUGACUCAUCCCGAAGAUCUUGCUGUUCUGCCACGGGGAACGACGGGACCUAUCUGGUUUUCCUUCUCUUCGUCUUUCCCGAUUUGAGUCUCUCCCACCUCUACCUGGCACACGUUAACUGAACCCUCUGCUCUGGCUAUGGAGAUUAUUUAUUAGUGAUUAAGUAUGUCAAAUACGGUCGAUACUGCCAUUAUUCUGGAGCUUUCAAGGGAGCUUGAUAAAUUGAGGAAAGAACAGGAGAGUUGUCUGCUUGAGAUCAAUAAACUCCAUAAAAAGCUUCAAUCUUCUCCUGAGGUGGUCGAGAAAUCAAGUGAUGAACUGUUGGGGAAGCUUCGAGAAUUGUAUCACAAGUUCAAAGAACUUUCAGAGAAGGAAGUGAUUUUGUUGAUGACAUUGAACAAUGAAGUCGAUUCUUUUAUCCUACACGCUGUGCAUCGCAGAAAAGAUGGCAGUGAACAGAAAAAGAAACGAAUGAAAGCUGAUGUCGAUAUUUCGAGGCUCUCUCUUGCUGGAUCCAUGCGUAGUCAACUUGAACUUGCUGCUUGUCUAAAGGAUGAACAGGUAGCGGCUAGGGUCACACCUGAUGGAGCUGAGGAAGACGAGUGGAUUGUUGUAAAAGUAAUCCAUUUUGAUAGAGAAGCAAAAGAAUUUGAGGUGCUUGACGAGGAGCCUGGUGAUGAUGAAGAAGGUGGAGGCCAGAGAAAGUACAAGCUGCAUAUGUCACGCAUUAUUCCUUUUCCAAAGCGAAUUGAUCCUUCCAGUGCUCCAGAUUUCCCUACUGGGAGACAUGUUUUGGCGGUCUAUCCAGGGACCACGGCAUUAUAUAAAGCAACUGUAGUCAAUGCCCAUCGUAAGAAGAAAACUGAUGAUUACUUGCUGGAGUUUGAUGAUGAUGAAGAAGAAGAUGGAUCUUUACCCCAGAGGACAGUACCCUUCCACAAGGUUGUUCCUCUGCCUGAGGGACAUCGCCAGUGACAUUCGAUGUCUGUUAAAUAUGUGCUACUUAUUUUUAUUUGGCUGUUCAUAUUCUUCUUUUCCAGCCAGAUGUACUUACUAUGUUUGCCACGUUAUGUUGUGUUC
This is a messenger RNA of Telopea speciosissima, 1098 nucleotides long. RefSeq names its product SAGA-associated factor 29 homolog A-like. Gene Ontology annotation, cellular component: SAGA complex. The transcript is spliced from 10 exons. The coding region runs from base 184 to 993 and encodes 269 amino acids. NCBI's taxonomy places the organism in Eukaryota, Viridiplantae, Streptophyta, Magnoliopsida, Proteales, Proteaceae. The record is from RefSeq and is a predicted model, not a curated record.